Messenger RNA from Erpetoichthys calabaricus (reedfish), 3568 nucleotides. It is a transcript of the gene cyld3, whose product is annotated as ubiquitin carboxyl-terminal hydrolase CYLD. Gene Ontology annotation, biological process: necroptotic process; protein K63-linked deubiquitination; regulation of intrinsic apoptotic signaling pathway. The transcript has 18 exons. NCBI's taxonomy places the organism in Eukaryota, Metazoa, Chordata, Cladistia, Polypteriformes, Polypteridae. Bases 345 to 3107 code for a protein of 920 amino acids. Gene Ontology annotation, molecular function: K63-linked deubiquitinase activity; cysteine-type deubiquitinase activity. Gene Ontology annotation, cellular component: cytosol. The record is from RefSeq and is a predicted model, not a curated record.
CUAAGAAAGUACAGUAGUUUAGACACAACAAGCUUGUUUCUGGGGCUCUGUAAUGCUGAACCGGCGCAGCCGCUCACGGUGUACUGAACUUUCUGGAAUAAUGCAGAGACAAUUCAGCGUGUUAUUUCAGCAGCUUUAAAAAAAACUGAAAGUUUAGUUUUGUAAAGCUAGUUAGCUUAAGCUAGUACGUUUCACAGUCGGCGGAACACGCGGGGAACUGGACGUCUCCCUCCCUGUUUACUUUUCCUCCGGUCUGUUUUUGUGCUAGCGACACAGAUACUCGAGAAGCACAGACAGAGAGCUAAGCCAGUUUUUGUGUGUGACCUAGUGGGUAUUCACCGAAGAUGAGUAACAAUUCCGAGCGCUCAGUGCACCCCUCAAAAAUGUAUUUGGUGAGGUCUGACUACCAAGCUACGGACCAUCUGGAGGGCACCAUUCUCAUACCGCAGGGGUAUCUGUGUCAAGCUCAGGAACAAGUGUAUGAGAUGUGUCCGUCCGGUGCUGGAGGGCAGAGGCGCAAUCGAGUGGAGCAGUUAUGGGUCAAGGUACUGGACUCUGGCGAUGUGCUGAAAGUGGACCGUGAUGUGCUGACAGAGAUCAGAGAAGAUUUUGCUUACCUGCUGGAACCAGUUUCGGACCUGCAUGAGAGGAUUAUGUUGAUUCAAUGCCCCAAGAAGCUGGCUUUGCUGGGCUCGCUUGAGCCUGGUGCUAAGUUGCGAGUCCAAAUACACUCAUCAGGCAGCAAAGCCCCUGGUGUUCUGCGAUAUCGAGGCCCGUUGGGCAGUGGAAGCAGUGGAAUACAUUUUGGUGUUCAAUUGCAGGGUUCCGCAGCUGGCAAGGGCUUCACAAAUGGAACUUAUAAAGGUCACCAGUUUUUCCAAUGUCCCGAGAACUGUGGGGUGUUUGUAGCUGUGAAUCGCAUUGAACUGGCCAUGUCAGAAGAUCGAAGUCGGCAAAGUAUUGAAAUCCUGUCCCGUACAGCCGACAGCACGAGUCCUUUGUUUGAAAUUGGCCAGCGGGUUUACUUUCAGAUGGAAGACUCUAUACAGUAUGGGGAGGUGGUGUUCUGUGGCAUACUUCCAAACAAGCUGGAUCAUGGAGUCUUUGUUGGGAUUCAUUUGGAAAACCGAGUGGGGUCCUGGGAUGGCUUCUUUAAAGGGGCCCAGCUGUGUAAAUUUCCCUCUCCAGAAUAUGGAAUAUUACUGCCAAUCAGUAAGGUGCACAAAGUCCCUGUUGUGUCAGUGCAGAUUAGCAGUGGCUCCAGCUUUUUGUCUCGAGGUGCCAGUGACCGGAAGCAGCAAUCACGCUCCCUGAAAAGCCGACAGACAGAUGUUAGCCAGGACCCAGAAUCUACAAACGUCAGGAGACAACUUACAAAAAAGGAGCAACGAUCUUGCAGUGAUGCUGGGGAGCGGCCAGGAAGAAGUUAUUUCAACUCUUUGGAAGAGCAAGCUGGCCUGGCUCGAACUUUGUCAACUCGCCUCCCUCACUCAGAUUCUUCUUCUUCAGUGGAUGAAAAAAUGCCGAGCCUGUCCUCCUAUUGGAGCACCCAGUCAAAGCCACCUGGAGGAGAAGAAAGUCCAUCGUCUCCACAAUCAAAACACAGUGCAGAAUUUCUGAAAAACCACAAUGAAGAAGAGGCAAAACUUGAAGUGAACUCAAUGGUGGAAGUGAAGGAUCCACCCAUAUAUGGAGUGAUUCGUUGGAUAGGAGAAAUCAAAGGCAUGACUGACACAGUGGCUGGGCUGGAGCUUGAAGAGGUCAUAGCAGCUGGCACAGACGGAACUUAUCUUGGAGAACGAUUCUUUAAAUGCGCCCCCAAUAAGGGUCUUUUUGUGAAGUUGAAAAACUGCCGCCCAGACCCUCGGUUUCCUGCUCAUCAAGUUCGUGCAAAUCAGGUUGAUCGUUGCAACUCCAUAGCAUUUGCUGAGUGGGCCAGCGAAAAAGUAGAAGAGGACACCCCUCCUGAGCUGGGUGAGCAAGCAAAAGAAAGGUUCACUGGCUGGAAGAAAGGCAUUCAGGGCAACUUUAAUUCAUGCUACCUCGAUGCCACAUUGUUUUGUCUCUUCUCAUUUAGUUCAGUCCUGGACACUGUUCUCUUGCGUCCCAAAGGAAAGAAUGACAGUAAUAUGUAUGGGGAGACCCAAGAACUGCUGAGGAGUGAAAUUGUUAACCCACUGCGAAAACAUGGGUAUGUCUGUGCUACAAAAAUCAUGACCUUGCGGAAGAUCCUGGAGGCUGCCGGAAAGAGCUCUGGAUUCACAAGUGAAGAAAAAGAUCCUGAGGAGUUCCUCAAUAAGCUAUUCCAGGUUCUCAAAGUUGAGCCAUUGCUAAGAAUUAGGUCGGGGAAUCAGAAACCCCAGGACUGCUAUUUUUACCAACUGUUUCCUGAAAGACAGACUGGAGUUCAAAUCCCCAGCGUCCAGCAGCUCCUGGAGUGGUCCUUUGUCCAUUCCAGACUGAAGUUCAGCGAGGCCCCAUCAUGUUUAAUCAUACAGAUGCCGCGGUUUGGAAAGGAUUUCAAAAUGUUCAAUGCCAUCCUGCCUUCCAGUCACCUGGACAUCACUGACCUGCUGGAUGACACACCACGAGAGUGUAGUAUUUGCCAGAGGCUGGCAGUGGUGGAGUGCAGCAAAUGCUAUGAAGAGCAAGAUAUCAACCCUGGAAAGAUCAAGCAGUUUUGCACCACCUGCAGCCAACAGGUUCACAGGCAUAGACAGCGGCAUUGUCACAGGCCAGAGUCUCUACAGAUUCCAGAGGGACUGCUGCCUGAAGAAGAGAUGGAGCUGCGGCUCUUUCCACGGCAGACCUUAGACCUUUAUGCUGUGCUGUGCAUCGAGACCAGUCACUAUGUCAGUUUUGUCAAGCACGGACCUGAGGACACAGAUUGGCUGUUCUUUGACAGUAUGGCAGAUCGUGAAGGUGGCCAGAAUGGCUUCAAUAUCCCAUGUGUGUCUCCCUGUCCGGAGGUGGCACCCUACUUGCAGAUGUCCGCAGCAGAACUUCAAGAACUCGACCAUAAGAGCAUCCAGGGGAGUGCCAGGCGCCUGCUGUGCGAUGCCUACAUGUGCUUCUACCAGAGUCCAAGUUUAAGCCUGUAUAAAUGAGCCUGGGACAGCGCCGGCCGCGAGGAAACGCAAAGCCAAGAUACAAGACUCACCUUCUAAAAAGCCAAGGCUUACAAUCUCCCUGGUAACUGCAUCCCAGAAUUGCUCAAUAUUGACUUUGCCAUUGUAAUCUGAAGAUGGGGCUUUUAUUUCACACACUAUGGAAUAGAAGGAAAAAUUAAUAAAAUAAAAAAAAAAAUCACAAAUUUUACAAUCAAGGUACAAAACAUGAGUGCUCUGGGUCAUCUGGAACUCUCUGGUUAACCUUUGAGCUCCCUGAAAGCUUGAAAAUCAAAAUUGUGCAACCCCUGAAAACAUUUUUGAAAAGUGUAUUAAUGGUGUUCCAAUUACUCAGUGCAUACUAGUGAAUUUACAAGAAGGUGUUGUAGCAGUCCACUCUUCAGAGUAAGCAUCAAGUGCUCCUCACUGCAGAACUGAAAAUGCAAGGGGUGAAGUUGUAC